Molecule: messenger RNA, 1470 nt
Organism: Striga hermonthica
Lineage: Eukaryota; Viridiplantae; Streptophyta; Magnoliopsida; Lamiales; Orobanchaceae
Source: the annotation of a GenBank genome assembly
AUGGCAAUAUGUGGAAAUUGUCCGAAAACAUAUGCAUUUAUCAUAGCAUGGCUUUUUCUCUCCGGCGGCCUUUUCCGAGUUGUACGUGCCGAUUUUAAUUACAAGGAAGCCCUCACAAAGUCGAUUAUUUUCUUGGACGCCCAAAGGUCCGGGAAGCUACCUCCCAACCACCGGCCCUCUUGGAGAGGAGAUUCUGCUCUCGAAGAUGGCAAACUUGAAAAUGUGGACCUUGUGGGAGGCUAUUACGAUGCGGGUGACAACGUGAAAUACGGCCUCCCCAUGGCUUUUACGGUUACAACCUUGGCUUGGGCCACCAUUUUCUACCAACACGAGAUUCAAUCGGCCGGCGAACUUCAAAAUGCUCUUGAUGCGAUUCGUUGGGGCACUGACUAUCUUCUAAAAGCUAGCGCCAAACGCAAUUGCUUGUUCGUGCAGGUAGGAGAUCCCGAGAAAGAUCACGAGUGUUGGGUGAGGCCGGAGAACAUGAAAACGCCGAGGACCGUGCUGAAGAUUGACCGAAAUACCCCUGGGACAGAGAUUGCAGCCGAGACUGCUGCUGCAUUGGCGGCUGCUUCUAUCGCCUUUAGGCACGCCGAUCAUGCUUAUUCACGAAGGCUCCUCAACAGGGCAAAAUCGGUCUUCCAGUUUGCUAAAACAUACAGAGGAACAUAUGAUGGAGAAUGUCCGUUCUAUUGUUCUUACUCGGGCUACAAUGAUGAGUUGCUAUGGGCAGCAACAUGGCUAUACAAAGCAACAAGAAGAUCGUUAUACAUGGAUUUCAUUCAAGACGAGGCCAUAAGUGCAGCCGUCUCCGAAUUUAGUUGGGACCUCAAAUACGCCGGAGCCCAAGUCAUCCUCUCACAAUUCUACAUGGAGGGAAGAAAAGAUUUGCACGAGUUCAAGCAACAAGCCGACAGUUAUAUAUGUUCGGUGCUUCCCGAUAGCCCUGAUCAUCAAGUUUUCAUCUCUCCAGGAGGAUUAGUGCACUUAAGGGAUGGAGCUAAUUCGCAGUACGUGACGGGCACGGCUCUCGUUUUCAGCAUCUAUAGUGAUAUCCUGUCAAGACACAAGCAACAAGUCAUUUGUGGGGGGAAGAAAUUCGGGCCGGCCCGUUUGAUGACCUUCGCCAAACAACAGAUGGAUUAUUUACUCGGCAAGAACCCGAGGAGAAGCUCUUACAUGGUCGGGUUUGGUAAUAAACCGCCGAUGCGGGCCCACCACAGGGGCGCGUCUGUACCUAAAAUGGCUCCCACUAAAGUAGUUAGUUGCCCCAUGAGCUUCACAUAUUGGUACAACAAUAACGGGCCCAAUGCAAACGAGCUUACGGGUGCCAUAGUUGGCGGGCCCGACAAAAACGAUAACUUUAUCGAUCAACGCACGAGUUCGGCCAUGACCGAGCCCACUACAUACACUAACUCAAUGGCAGUUGGGGUUCUUGCCAGGCUGGCCAAGUACCAUGCACAGUCUUAG